AGUUCACAACACAGCCCGCCCAUCUUCUCUUGGAUUUAUCUACCAGUUGGUGUCCUAACCUUUGCACCAUUAUAUUCUUUAUUCUUUUUCCUCUUCUUAUCAAGCCAGCUUUUGUCUGCAACUUUUAUUCAAGAAAAGUUUUUUUAACUCAGAUCUCGAAGUUUCAGAAAACAAGGAUGAAGAAAGUUGUGUUGAAAUUGGAAUUUGUCGAUGAGAAAAUCAAGCAAAAAGCCAUGAAAACAGUCUCUGGCCUCUCAGGGGUUGAAUCCAUUGCCAUGGAUCCAAAGGACAAGAAGCUGACAAUAACCGGGGACGUAGAUCCGGUUAAGGUGGCGGCCAAACUGAGGAAGCUCUGUGGUACAGAAAUUGUGUCGGUCGGGCCGGCAAAAGAGCCUGAGAAGAAAAAAGAAGAACCCAAAAAAGAGGAAGGCAAGAAAGAUGAUGGUAAGAAAGGAGAUGACAAGAAAAACGAUGGUCCAAAAGAAGUUUUACAACUGCCAAUGGCCUAUCAUCCAUAUUUUCAUAACCAACAACCUUAUUAUCAUCAACAUCCACCACCUUCAUAUUAUGUUAGAAGUGUGGAGGAGGAUCCCAAUUCAUGUGUUAUUUGUUGAAAACUAGGAUUUGAUUCAUAAAUGAAUGUCUUGGAUGUUUGGGACCUUUGAUCUUUGUUCAUAGAGCUUUAUUUAAUUUUGGUUUUGUUUUA
Messenger RNA from Olea europaea var. sylvestris, 706 nucleotides. Its product is annotated as heavy metal-associated isoprenylated plant protein 39-like. Gene Ontology annotation, molecular function: metal ion binding. The record is from RefSeq and is a predicted model, not a curated record. Lineage: Eukaryota; Viridiplantae; Streptophyta; Magnoliopsida; Lamiales; Oleaceae. Bases 177 to 614 code for a protein of 145 amino acids. The transcript has 3 exons.